AUGGAAGACCACUUGAUCAAACUCCACCGACGUCUCUUCGAAUCCAGCAGCUCGUCCUCCGAUUUCCUGCACUCCCUCCGCUCGGACACUUCCAUCGCCAUCGCCCUCCAGCACUUCUACUUGAUUCUAAAGCGGGGUGUCUCCGUCGUUGUCGAAGAAGAAGAGCAUGACGAUGACGAUAGUGUCAAGGAUAAGAAGUUAGGGUUCCAGUUAUGGACGAAUUCACAGAUUCAGUCCGUCGUCUCGUUCGGCCUCGCGAUCGUCUCUGCUUCUAGAUCUUUUUCAGUUAACCAGGCAGAGCUAGUAGUGAUCGCUGUUGUGCAACAAUUGUUGGAGUUCGCCGUUUGUUACUUGGAGAAAUUAGAAUUCUGCAAUGACGAAUCAAACAAUUUGUUUGCCACCAUUUCUACUUGCACAGUAGGUUUUGGUGCUUUGGACUGCUUAGCAUUAGAAGAUAAUAUUUUGCAGUCAGUUGAAGAUGCAGGGUAA
This is a messenger RNA of Linum trigynum, 489 nucleotides long. The record is from the annotation of a GenBank genome assembly. Lineage: Eukaryota; Viridiplantae; Streptophyta; Magnoliopsida; Malpighiales; Linaceae.